Molecule: messenger RNA, 1659 nt
Organism: Diaporthe batatas
Lineage: Eukaryota; Fungi; Ascomycota; Sordariomycetes; Diaporthales; Diaporthaceae
Exons: 4
Coding region: 1-1620 (539 amino acids)
Biological process (GO): carbohydrate transport; transmembrane transport
Cellular component (GO): membrane
Molecular function (GO): carbohydrate:proton symporter activity
Source: RefSeq, a predicted model, not a curated record
AUGCCAGUGUCCUCAGAUGCCCAACUGCCAGAGACGUCCCUAUGGGCGAACAGAAAAUGUCUCCUGAUAUGUGCCACUGUGGCCAUUGCUAAUAUGCAAUAUGGGCUGGAUUCUGCUGUCAUUGGAAGCCUGCAAGCCAUGCCCGGCUUCUUAGUUGUCUUUGGAUACCCAGACCCUGAAGCACCUGGUGGUUAUGCCAUUGGUGGAACCUUCCAACAACUGAUAAGCUCCCUUCUAACCCUCGGUGCCUUCCUCAGCUCCCUGACCGCAGGCAGCUUCGCCCACUUCUUCGGGCGCAAGACGGCCCUAUGGCUGGCUUGCCUGCUGACUGCGGUUGGCUGCGCUAUCCAGAUUAACACGACUGACAAGGCGGUCGUCUACGUGGGGCGGCUAAUUUUCGGCAUUGGCAAUGGCUUCCUGGUCACAUUCUCCAAUAUAUACACGGCCGAGGCGAGCCCGGCACACCUGCGUGCGGUAAUGGUGGCGCUGUUCUCGGAAUGGGUCAACAUCGGAUCCAUCGUUGGCGCGGUGGUGACCAAUGCGACGCAGUCCCGUCUCGACAAGGCGAGCUACCAGAUCCCGAUCGGGAUCUUGUUCAUCGUCCCCGUCGUGCUGGCUGUUGGUCUCGUCUUCGUGCCCGAAUCCCCGAGGUACCUGGUCAACCGCGGCAAGAUGGAGCAGGCGAGGCGCGCCCUCGAGUCGCUCAGGGGCGGGUCGCUGCGGCCCGAGGAGCUAGAGCUGGAGUGGGUCGAGAUGGGGCAGGGUAUUGAGGAGGAGAAGAAGCUCGCGAGCACCAUCGGACCGCUUGACCAGUACCGCGGGACUGACCUGCGACGCACGUUGCUGUGCUACGGGGUGAUUAUGAGCCAGGUUGGGUCGGGCUCGUGGUUCGUCAUCAGUUACAGCACGUAUUUUCUCAUCGUCGCAGGCUUGACCGUCACCGAGGCGUUCAGAUACUCCAUCAUGAAUACCUGUCUCGGCUUGGUCGGAGUCAACUUCGGGAUCUACCUCAUGCGCCAUGUGGUAGGACGCCGGACGAUUCUGACAAUGGGCGCGGCAAUACAGGGGCUGUGCAUGCUUGGAAUGGCGAUCGGUGCGGGCAGUGUUAAUCCUGUGGGCAGCGAAACAGGAAGGAAUUGCCUGAUUGCUUUCUUCGCGCUAUACCUGUUCUCGUAUAACGCUUUCGUGGGAGAUGCGAGCUAUCCGGUGAGCACGGAAUUGGUCAGCACGAGACUGAGGAGUUGGUCGGUAGGCUCGGCCAUCAGUCUGGGAUACUUCUUUGCUUGGUUGACAGGGUUCUGCUCACCUUACUUCAUAAACCCCGAAAAUCUAAAUUGGGGAGCCAAAUAUGGCUAUUUGUGGGCUGGCUCAAACUUUGCUUGCAUGAUAUUUUUCUACCUUUUUAUGCCCGAGUUGAAAGGGCGUACGCUCGAAGAGAUCGAUGAGCUGUUUGCGGAAAAGGUGCCAGCAUGGAAAUUCAAAGGCUACAAGACAACUAUCCAGGAGAAGGCGAUGGCUGAGGUUCGGAAGCACGAGGUCUCUGCAGAGAAACGACCUAUCUCUGAGGUCGUCGAGGACGAGAAGACGAUCAGCAGCACCCAAGUUCCCGCAAGGCGAUAAAAAUCACCACUACCACCAUCUUCAUAACGGAAGAGGCUC